AUUACUCUGCUGCUGAGAUGAAUAACCAAAGAGAAAACCUCUCAGAACCAAAUCUGAUUAAGAACUCAAGAAGACAGCAAUUGAAAGAUUUGCCAUCAUCUCUAGAGAAGCUCAUUGCUGGGAUUUGUGGAAUCACAUGCCUAGUCUUGAUAUACAUUGUAGCAAGAAUAGGUUCUAUUCCCUCUGAUCCCUGUGGUCAUUGUCCAAAAGAGUGGAUUACAUGUUUUAACAAUUGGUAUUACAUUAGCACUGAAAGAAAACCAUGGAAUGAGAGUUUGAUGUUCUGUGCUUCUAAGAACUCUAAUCUGCUCUCCAUAGGUGAAGCGAACAUGGUAAGAUUUCAAAUGUUUCCAACAUUUUAUUAAAAGCUUAUCAGUUGAGGGAUGCCUGGGUGGCCC
Messenger RNA from Callorhinus ursinus (northern fur seal), 398 nucleotides. Lineage: Eukaryota; Metazoa; Chordata; Mammalia; Carnivora; Otariidae. The record is from RefSeq and is a predicted model, not a curated record.